Molecule: messenger RNA, 1884 nt
Organism: Lachancea nothofagi CBS 11611
Lineage: Eukaryota; Fungi; Ascomycota; Saccharomycetes; Saccharomycetales; Saccharomycetaceae
Source: the annotation of a GenBank genome assembly
AUGCCAGAGAUUAACGAAGACGGCCAACUAUUGGUCGACGAUCAAUUGAAAUUGGGAUUGGGCGAACUGUUUCGGUAUAGGAUCUCAAUAGACACAAGUUUUGAGGAGUGGAGAAAUUCUAUAGGUUCAGAGAUUCAUUUGACGUUCAAGAAUACAGAAAAUGCCUUGUUAAAGCCAAUCUACUUGACCGGACCUUACUCGUUCUAUGUUGAUGUCCAACCUUGUAGAUACAAUGAGGUUGAUGAGUUUGACGAGGAUAUUCAGUUUUUCGAUGACGUUAAACCCAGUGACGUUUAUCGAGCGAUUUUGAAACUAAAUGAGAAUUCCAGACUUGAAGGCACUUCCACGUUUGUUUGGCAGGUCAAUGUCGUUUCGCAAUUGUCCGUCACUAAAAUCCCGACUUUGAGUUUCCGACUCUGCGUCAGCACUAAAGAGCUGCAAGAAAUGCCACAGGUGCCGAUCAACUCAGUCAAAGGAUUUACUUGCGAAAAAUGGGACACGCAUAGCUUGUGGAAUCUGCCUCCACGCUUUCCAAAUCGUCCCGUUCAUCUCGUGGUUCUAACGCACGGAAUUUUUUCGAAUAUAGGUUGCGAUCUAGUGUACCUUAAAGACAAGAUUGAGGCCACCGCCCGAGAAGAUAGCGAUAGUGAUACAGCAAAUGUAAUUAUAAGAGGCUACAUGGGAAAUCAAGGCAAGUCUUCUAGAGGCAUCAAGACGAACGGGAUAAAGAUGGGCAAAUUUGUAAUUGAAACAAUUGAGGAACUAAGACGGCAUUAUGAUUUGAAAUACAUUUCGUUCGUAGGUCAUUCACUUGGAGGUCCUACCCAAUCCAUGGCAUUGCGUUAUAUCUGUGUUGAAAGAGCCGAUAUUUUUGAUCGAAUGGAGGGUCUUGAGCCUGUUCACUUUAUUACACUGGCUAGCCCAUACCUCGGAAUUGCAGGGGAAGUACCGCCUUUCGUUACCCUCGCACUGGAUCUGGGAAUUUUAGGACAAACAGGUGCCGAUCUCAACCUCAAUCGUACAUUCUUUAUGUCCAAAGAUGGGAUUGUCAAGAAGGGCGAUACUCUAGGCCAUUACAAGUAUAAACCUCUUCUCGAAAUCAUUCCUUCUGAUCCAGUAAUAGAACUUAUACAGAGAUUCAAAAAUCGGACGACAUAUGCAAAUAUUCUUCAUGAUGGAAUCGUGCCACUUAGAACAGCCGCAUUGCUUUACUUGGAUUGGGAAGGGCUGGGUGACGUCCGAGGUGUGAGAAAAGAAGGCGGGAAAGAGGACCAAGGAACUCAAAAAAGUUCUAGCAAAAACAACACUACCGGCGAGAUUCCUGAAGAAAAGAUGGACAAAAAGUCAGCACUCAAAUAUAUCUUACCGCAAGCUGCUUUGAGACGAAAUUACAAGCAGUAUCAAAGAACACAAACCAAAAAAACCUCAUCUCCAGGUGAUGGCAAUGUUGCGACUGAUGAGGCACAUGCGAUAACUCCACUUCCACAUGCAAACCUGCUUACAUCGGCGGCUAAUAUUAUUAUCGCCCCAUUGCCCACUCAAGCCUACAUACGAAAUCCAGAUCAAAGAGGCGACAGAAUAGUACAUGAUAAAUUAUAUCAUCCUGAUGAAUUGCCUCCACCUCAUUACCGCGAGAGGGAUCUCUUCAAAAAAAUUAUUUAUCCCCAUGACCGUAUAUACAGGGUACAGGAAAGAAUUGCAAGGCAAUGGCAGGAAGAUUCCAACUGGAGGAAGGUUUUAGUCAGCUUAGAACCGGACUCUCAUAACAAUAUUGUCGUGCGUCGGAAGUUCGUGAAUGCUUUUGGGUGGGUCGCGGUAAAUCACCUUGCUAAAGAGCACUUUGGCCCCGAGGGCCGCUCACAUACGAAGAAUACAAAAGGAUAA